Messenger RNA from Komagataella phaffii GS115, 1128 nucleotides. RefSeq lists its product as uncharacterized. The coding region runs from base 1 to 1128 and encodes 375 amino acids. Gene Ontology annotation, cellular component: COG complex. NCBI's taxonomy places the organism in Eukaryota, Fungi, Ascomycota, Pichiomycetes, Pichiales, Pichiaceae. The record is from RefSeq and is a predicted model, not a curated record. The transcript has a single exon. Gene Ontology annotation, biological process: intra-Golgi vesicle-mediated transport.
AUGUCUUUGGAGGACUUUGACGGUUUCUUGAGUCAAUCUUUUGUUGCUGAGAAAUUUGCCAAUGACCUUUUGUUGGCAACAAAUAACGUUGAUGACGAUAAUCUGGACAUUUUGACUUCACCUAAACGAUUGAGCUUCGAUAUAAAGGAGUUACAAGACUUACUAGCAAGAUUUGUUUCUUCAAAUAGCACACGCUUGGUCACACAGCUAUCGCACAUUUCUGAAUUAAAGAAGACACACGAGGGGUUGAAUGUUCGUCAAAUUAACUCAAGUUUCAAGCGAUUGAAAAACGACUUUAUAAUCCCCUACGACGACGCACUGAAAUUGUAUAGCGCUUUAAAAAGGAUUCAUGCCACAUCAAACCUUCUGAGGAAUGCAAGUUAUUAUGUUUUCCUGCUUCAACAACUGGAAUCCAUCUUCGACCAAAAUGAGUUUGAUAAACCUCCAUUUAAUGAUCUUGUCAAAUUUACACAAAUUUCCACCAAUUUAGAUCUUCACGUCCAAGAUGCUUCAAGUCUAAUGUCACUUCAAUUAGUGAAAGAUUAUCAACCAGUGCAUAGAAAACGAACAGUGUUUAUCGUAGAUAUUGCAUCUACACUUCUAUCUCAAAUUACAGCAGAUUCAUCCAAACAGAGUAUUGCUAAUAUAUGCUUCACGCUGGCCACUCUUGCCGAUAACAAUUUCCUAAAUUGUAUUCAGUCAUUAUUGGAUGACUAUACGUCCAAAUCCUCACAAGCAAUCGUUAAAACUCUGACCUCACCAAAAACCAUCGUGAGCAGUAUGGAGAAAGUGUCACAUCUUGCCAAAGCGAUAUACCAUCUUUCUAAAUACAUGCAGGAGACACCCUUUCCCAAAUUAUCACAAACUUAUGAUCAAUACUGCCAAGAGAAACUCAACUACAACAGCGACCUAUUUACGCAUUUCUGGAGGCAAGUAGCUUUGUUUAUCGGACCAAAAUUCAGAGAAACGAUUAGCAGAGGUGGUCCCGUAGCCAAGGCGUUGAAGAAAAGCUCUCAGCAAUACAAGCUGGCCUUAACUAAUGGAAUCAUUCAAUCUGGAGAUGAUAUUACCGAGAAUAGUAUUCCUGUUACAAUGAUGAUUAAUGCUAUUAGGGUAUUGAAUGGCUAA